Carlito syrichta (Philippine tarsier) is the source of this 1151-nucleotide messenger RNA. It is a transcript of the gene NEURL2, whose product is annotated as neuralized E3 ubiquitin protein ligase 2. Bases 181 to 1041 code for a protein of 286 amino acids. Gene Ontology annotation, biological process: intracellular signal transduction. Gene Ontology annotation, molecular function: ubiquitin protein ligase activity. The record is from RefSeq and is a predicted model, not a curated record. Lineage: Eukaryota; Metazoa; Chordata; Mammalia; Primates; Tarsiidae. The transcript is spliced from 2 exons.
UAGGCGACAUGACUGAGCAAGCGGCGCUAGGACCCCCGGGCAGCGCCUCGAGAAAAGGAGUGUGUGUGUGUGGUGGGGGUUGCGGUAGGGUGGAAGGCCUUACAUGGUCCCUCGCGGUCACCACGAGCCCGCUGCCCAAAAUAGCCUCCGACGGCCGCUGGCCUGCCUCAUGGCCGGGCGAUGAUGGCUGCCGCCUCCGACCCCGUGGAGUUGGGCGCACUCUGGGGACGUGCGCGCCCGGAGCCCCCUCCCACCCGUUUCCACCAGGUGCACGGGGCCAAUAUCCGCGUGGACCCCUCUGGGACCCAGGCCACACGCGUGGAGAGCUUCGCUCACGGCGUGUGCUUCAGCCGCGAGCCCUUGGCCCCGGGUCAGAUAUUCCUGGUGGAGAUCGAGGAGAAAGAGUUGGGCUGGUGCGGGCAUCUGCGCCUCGGCCUGACCGCGCUGAACCCCGCCAGUCUGGCCGCCGUGCCCGAGUUUUCGCUGCCAGACCUGGUCAGCCUCGGCCAUACCUGGGUCUUCGCUAUCACGCGCCACCACAACCGCGUGCCCCAGGAGGGCCGCCCGGAGGCGGAGGCAGCGGCCUCCAGCAGACCCCCGGCCCUUCUGGUAGAACCCUAUCUGUGCAUUGAGCAGUUUCGCAUUCCCAGGGACCGCCUGGUGGGCCGCAGCCGGCCGGGGAUCUACAGCCACCUCUUGGACCAGCUCUAUGAGCUAAACGUGCUGCCUCCGACUGCGCGCCGUAGUCGCCUGGGCGUUCUCUUCUGUCCGCGCCCGGAUGGCACAGCCGACAUGCACAUCGUCAUCAACGGGGAGGACAUGGGCCCGAGCGCUCGGGGGCUGCCAGCCGCGCAGCCCCUCUACGCGGUGGUUGACGUGUUUGCCUCUACCAAGAGUGUGCGCCUGGUCCAGCUCGAGUACGGCUUGCCAUCCCUGCAGACCCUGUGCCGCCUAGUGAUCCAGAGAAGUGUGGUGCACCGGCUGGCCAUCGAUGGGCUCCACCUGCCCAGAGGACUCAAGGAUUUCUGCAAGUAUGAAUGAAGGCCUGCAGUCCUGGAGCAGGGUCGCAGAAGUGCAUCCUAGCUCCAGUGCUGUGACUAGUCUGAAGCUGGCUGCCAGCCAGGACCAGAAAUAAACACAGCUGAUGCUGA